Macroventuria anomochaeta is the source of this 1826-nucleotide messenger RNA. RefSeq names its product malate synthase. Gene Ontology annotation, biological process: glyoxylate cycle. Gene Ontology annotation, cellular component: peroxisomal matrix; cytoplasm. The record is from RefSeq and is a predicted model, not a curated record. Gene Ontology annotation, molecular function: malate synthase activity. Bases 180 to 1757 code for a protein of 525 amino acids. The transcript has 3 exons. NCBI's taxonomy places the organism in Eukaryota, Fungi, Ascomycota, Dothideomycetes, Pleosporales, Didymellaceae.
ACCUUACAAAGAAGAUCCUCGGUCCAGCCUCGAGAUGGGUGACGUUUGUGACAUAGAUUAUAUAGCCUGGCCGCCCUGCCCUCUCCGCACGCAUACACCAUCGCAUUCCUCACUGUUUAUGCCUUGAGUAUACACGCAAUUGCAUAGUACACAAAGAUCAUACAGUGUUUCAAACCACAAUGGCAGCCAGCACUGACUCUAUCCUCCGCGAGGUUAACAUCCUCGGCGAGUUGAACGACUCCAACCGUCACAUUCUCAGCAAGGAUGCUGCUGUCUUCCUUGCCCUCCUCCACCGCACAUUCAACAACCGCCGAAAGGAGCUCCUGCAAAGGAGAGUAAUCCGUCAGGCUGAGCUUGACAAGGGAAACCUCCUUGACUUCCUUCCCGAGACCAAGCACAUCCGCGAGAACGACACAUGGAGGGGCGCACCACCAGCUCCCGGUCUUGUCGAUCGCCGGGUAGAGAUCACUGGACCAACAGACCGUAAGAUGGUCGUCAACGCAUUGAACUCUGAUGUCUGGACAUACAUGGCAGAUUUCGAGGAUUCCAGCGCACCAACAUGGGACAACAUGAUCAAUGGCCAGGCCAACCUCUACGACGCUAUUCGCCGCCAGGUCGAUUUCAAGCAGGGCGAGAAGGAGUACAAGCUCCGCACCGACCGCACACUCCCCACACUCAUUGCCCGUGCCCGUGGGUGGCACCUCGAGGAGAAGCACUUCACUGUUGAUGGCGAGCCCAUCUCCGGUGGUCUCUUCGACUUCGGUCUGUACUUCUUCAACAACGCACACGAGCUCGUCAAACGCGGAUUCGGCCCAUACUUCUACCUGCCCAAGAUGGAGUCGCAUCUUGAGGCCAGGCUCUGGAACGAUGUUUUCAACCUUGCUCAGGACUACAUUGGCAUGCGCCGUGGAACCAUCCGUGGUACCGUCUUGAUUGAGACCAUCCCUGCUGCCUUUGAGAUGGACGAGAUCAUCUACGAGCUCCGUGACCACUCCUCCGGCCUGAACUGCGGUCGCUGGGACUACAUCUUCAAUACCAUCAAGCGCUUCCGCCAGAACCCCAACUUCAUCCUUCCCGACCGCGAUGCCGUUACCAUGACCUCUCCCUUUAUGGACGCCUAUGUCAAGCUUCUCAUCAAGACUUGCCACAAGCGAGGCGUCCACGCCAUGGGUGGUAUGGCCGCUCAGAUCCCUAUCAAAAACGACCAGAAGGCCAACGACGCCGCCAUGGCCAAGGUCAAGUCCGACAAGCUCCGCGAGGUGCGCGCCGGCCACGACGGUACCUGGGUUGCUCACCCUGCGCUCGCCAAGAUCGCCUCCGACAUCUUCAACGAGCAUAUGCCCACACCCAACCAGAUGCACGUCCGCCGCGAGGACGUCAACAUCUCCGCCAAUGACCUGCUCAACAUGAACGUGCCCGGAAAGAUCACCGAGGCCGGUAUCCGCCAGAACCUCGACAUCGGUCUUAGCUACAUGGAGGCCUGGGUCCGUGGUGUCGGAUGUGUGCCCAUCAACUUCCUUAUGGAGGAUGCUGCUACCGCCGAGGUAUCGAGGUCUCAGCUGUGGCAGUGGACAAAGCAUGGCGUCAAGACCGCCGAGGGCCAGACCGUCACCAAGGACUACGCGCUGAAGCUGCUGAAGGAGCAGACUGACAAGCUGAGCGAGAAGGCACCAAAGGGCAAUAAGUUCCAGCUGGCGGCUAAGUACUUCGAGGGCCAGGUCACCGGCGAGGACUACGCUGAGUUCCUUACAUCGUAAGUCUAACACCAGUCAUCGUAGUCCAGAGAGACGUACGCUAACAUACACUAGGCUGCUGUACAACGAGAU